Molecule: messenger RNA, 1319 nt
Organism: Frieseomelitta varia
Lineage: Eukaryota; Metazoa; Arthropoda; Insecta; Hymenoptera; Apidae
Gene: bonsai
Product: 28S ribosomal protein S15, mitochondrial
Exons: 4
Coding region: 472-1299 (275 amino acids)
Biological process (GO): translation
Cellular component (GO): ribosome
Molecular function (GO): structural constituent of ribosome
Source: RefSeq, a predicted model, not a curated record
CUACGAUUUCAAUGUCCGUAAAUCAACCAAUUUUUUAAUUGCAAAAAAAACCAAUUAAAGGGCUGAAUUCGUGAUAUUUGAUGAUUGCACCGUUGAAAUCAAACACUCUGCCUUCUUCCUGCAUCCUGCUUAAUUUAAAAAACCCAAACAAAUAGAUGAACAAGAAUUUACGAAUUCCGAUCAAUGGGUCGAAACGUACCCUACGCUUAUCAAUCAAAAUUAUUUCGGGAAUAUAGUUCUAGGUGUACGUAAAAAAUCCUAAGCGCACAGUUUCGAACAUAGAUUUUUAUUCAUCAAUCAAUUUUCUAAAUCAAUAUUUCUCACGCGUUACCGUCAUUGUGCCAUUGCGCGCGUACGCAAUGGUUGUGCUCGCAUAUGCUCUGUAAUCAGUUAAAGUUGUACAUCACUCGAUUUCUAAUUUGCAAUUGACCAAAAAAUUGAUUGCAACAUUUAAACAGUUUGCAAAUCAGUAUGAAUUCAAUAGUAAGCUGUUGUAAACUGUUGGCUGCAAAACCGAACAAUGUACACGUGUUUGGAGGUUAUUUGAGCCGCGGUAUGGCCAGAACUAUCGAUGACUAUAAGAUCAAAUGGGUACGACCGGUAAAACUUCCAUCGAUAGAUCCACGACAGAGUGGCGAUCUAGGACUGAACGUGUCUGUAAAACCCACUGACUUGAAAGUUCUUUAUGAUAAAUCAAAGGAGUUGCAAGAUGCCGAUGAGAUUGUAAAGAAAAUGUUCACCUUGGAGUUUCAACCGAGGAAGGAAGCCAAAAAUCUAGAGAGAGAGAAAGUAAUAGCACUUGUGAAGAGGCACAUUUGCGAUCGAGCUUCAGCAGAGGUCAAAAUUGCUGCAAUGACUACUGAAAUACAGUAUCUUCAAAGGCACAUAGCUGAACAACGAAGGAACAUAAAGUUCAAAGUGUUUCUGAAAGAACUAAUCGACAAAAGAAAGAAGUUUCUUAAAUAUAUGAGAAGAUGGGAUUACAAGCGGUUUGAAUGGAUUCUUGAACGUUUGAAUCUUAUUUAUGUACCUCAGCCAAAAAUUGCCGGCAAAGUGUCGAGAAAAGAUGCACUGAGACGACUGACGAAAGAUUAUUGCGACGGUAUUAUUCAGCAAAAAUUGGACAUAUUUAGAGCCCAAUUGAAAGAACAGCAAAAGGUAUUCUUCGCUCAGAAGGUCAAAAACUUGGAGUACAUUUUAGCGGAAGAGAAAAAAUAUGAUUUGAAUCCAACUGUGUCUGAAAAAGAGAUUGAUGUUGCACGGAAGAAAGCGGAAGAAUUAUUAAAAGAAACUGUAUAAAUAAAUUUUUGUUACAGUCA